Molecule: messenger RNA, 3850 nt
Organism: Larimichthys crocea (large yellow croaker)
Lineage: Eukaryota; Metazoa; Chordata; Actinopteri; Sciaenidae
Product: claudin-9
Exons: 2
Coding region: 580-1248 (222 amino acids)
Cellular component (GO): bicellular tight junction; membrane
Molecular function (GO): structural molecule activity
Source: RefSeq, a predicted model, not a curated record
UAAUAUGACAUGGAAGCUGUUUCAUGUUGUUCUUGUCCAUCACCAGCUUUUACCAACUCGUCAGUCCAUUGCUUCAAUCUGACCACUCCGACUCCAAGAGAUGACAACAUCAGCAAUGUCUGUAACAAAGUGUCCUUGUGCUGUCAUGCAUAAGUAGUGUGUGUGUGUGUGUGUAUUUAGUAUGCAGUAUUACAAACUGCUGCCCUCCCACACCCCUGUGUAUGAGAUCCAGAGGGACAAGCUGGCCACUCAUAACAGAAGAAAGACACCAACUACUCACAUCACACAGCUACACAACCAAGAAGUAUCUUCAUCAUCAUCACAAGGUCUGUGGACAUCUGACGGCUUGAUUACUGAUUGAAAACAUAUACUCAGAUGUUUCUGAGGAGAAGAAGGGACUCAUCUCAGCAACUCAAAAUCACUGGACAUCUUACUGAAUGACUGUGGAAGACCUUUAUUUACAGAGCACUCGACUUUCAGCAACCUCCUUGUGAGAAAGAAAAGAAAAAAUCUAGAUUGAGAUUUUUCUAAGAGACGGGGUUUUUACAUUGAGAGUAUUCCAAGGUUUCCUCCACAACAAUGGCAUCGACAGGUCUUCAGCUACUGGGCUUGGUGUUGGCUGUGCUGGGUUGGGUAUUUGGGGCUUUGGUGUGCGCGGCUCCUCUAUGGCGAGUGUCCGCUUUCGUGGGUGGAGAGCUGGUGAUAGCUCAGAUGGUGUGGGAGGGCCUGUGGAUGAACUGCCUUUCUCAGAGCACAGGCCAGAUCCAGUGCAAGACCUAUGACUCCACUCUGGCCCUGCCUACAUCUGCCCAAGCUGCCCGGGGCCUCACUGUUCUCUCCCUGCUCCUCUGCCUUCUGGCCCUUUUACUCGGGGUGGCAGGAGCCAAGUGUACUCACUGCAUGGGUGACGCUAACCAGGCCUCCAAGGCUCGGCUGACUAGGAUAGCAGGGGUGCUCUUUCUUGUGGCUGGCCUGGCCUACUUGAUGCCCAUUUGUUGGACGGCCUAUGCAAUCAUCAGGGACUUCUAUGAUCCGAAUGUUGCGGCACCUUUAAAGAGAGAGCUGGGCCCGGCGUUGUACCUGGGAUGGGGGGCCUGCGUGCUGCUCCUGGUGGGGGGCGCUCUGCUGCAUGUUGGCUCCUCUCCACCAGGAGGAAGAACGGUGCCUGUUUUCGGAGGAGUAGCCAAGGACAACCCACAUACAGGGACAGCAGGAGAGGGGAAGCAGCAGGAAAAAUCUUUUGUAUGAGAUCAUUUUAUUGUACAAAAGAAAAAAAAACACAGUUUAGUUUAGUUUAGUGUAAUUUAGCAUAGCUGAGUUUAUUUGUAAGGGACAAGUACAGAGAAACAUUGACAGCAGCAGAAGCAGUGUCCAAUGUACUGUACUGUACUGUACAUGUAUAUAGCUAAAACUAAUUUCCAAAACUAGUCUGAUGGGCAAUGAUAUGUCAGGCAACCAAUAAAAUUACAUUUGUUUUAGUUUUAAAUCUUCAAAUCAGUUCAUAACAGACAUCAGACAAGCUUCUGCAAACUGCAGUCACAAUCUAUUCGAGGAUAUUACACUGUGUUUUAUAUCUUAUGAAACAGGCUUAGUAUAUCUAUCUUUAAGUUAUAAUCCGGAUUUCAUUCUAUGUUUGUAAAUUAUGGUUUUACAUUCAUUAAUAAAUGUACUCAAUGAACUACACAGCAAAGGGUUUCUAAUAGAAUUUACAUUAUUUAAUAGCUCUCUGUCAGAGUGGGAGUUGACAUGAAUUGUGGGAGGAUUUUAGAUGUUUAGAGGUUUACUAAUGUGUGUGACGUACAUUUCUCACAUUCCACUCUGCCUCUGCUUGUGUUUGUGUGUGUGUGUUUGUACGUGUGUGUGGGUGGUCUGUGUACAGAAGGCCAGUGUACAUAAUAUAUCUGUGUAUGCUGGUGUGUUCACUGAAAAUUUGUGUGGGAAGUCAGAGCCGGUGCUUAUUUAUUUACUUUUUGUGAAUGCUUUGGAGUAUUUGAGGUUUCCCAAGCAAAUUAUUUUUUAUUUAUUCUUUUUCAUUUAUUUUUUCAUUCUUGUUUACAUUUAUUUUUUUGCCUACAUAUGAGAAAUAAUGUUAUAUUAUUGUUUCCAGUACUAGUGGUUAAUUAAAAACAUUUGUUGCUGAUUUAAACAAAACUACUCUGCUGUCGUGUUCUCUAAAUUUCUAUAUGUACUUCACUAUUUCUCAGUAUUAUAUAAAAGUAGUCUAUCAGUGGUUUAGGAUAAAUAAAAUUGGUUGGCUAUGGUCAAGGUUAGGACUGAAAUGUAGAAAAAUGUUUUAAUAUUUCAUCUUUGUCACCUCACAUUGAUUUAAUAACAUUUCACAGUUUUCAUUAUUCAGUACAUAAGUGUGACGUUGUAUUUUUACACCUUUUCUUUUUUGUAUUGACUGUCUCGUACAAUUUAAAACCAUGUGUGCGCAAUAAAUAUACACGUUUGCAUUCCACUACAACUGUUUUUCUUUACACAUUAGAAUUAAACACAAUAAAUGAGCAUGGUAACACACAAAUAAAUUUUGGGUACAAGGCUAUUGGAAUACUUUUCCAGUUGGAUCCCAAUCCAAUAUUUCACCACUAUGAGUGGUGACUGCAGAUGUAAUACACUUGGGGGCAGUGAACACUAAGUAACUGAUGUGCUCUCGACAUAAACUAUCACAUAUCAUGACACCCACUGCAACGAUUAUUUGCAACGAUUAUACAUGAAGACAACAAGACAGUGUAAACACUUACAGAUAAAGAGCUAUGUAUUUGAAUGAUACUAAUACGGCUACCCCAUCAAUCUAAGUGCCAGUUUGCACCUCUCUCAACCUCUUAUACUGUACAUCUUUCAUUGCAAUGUUAAAUAGAACUGUUUUGCUUUCUUCUAAAAUACAUUGUUGUCUUUCAUCUACCCUUUGGACAUGGCUGAUUGGGUUCACGUUACUAGCAAAUAGUAAAAUUUGACCCAACAAUGUCAUAUGUUUGCUAUUGUGAUCAAUGUAAGCGUGCAUUCAGACAGGAUCAGUGAUUGCGGCAACUCGUAGCAGGGUUGUCCGGUGGUGGUGGUGAUUAACAGCUUUAUCAAGGCCGGUGCUCGCUCUCUCACUGUUGUUCUCCCUCUCUCUCUCUAUCUCUCAAACCAUCGGACACAAAUCAAAUUAAACUUAUUUGUGUCACUAUUUUGCGGCGUACAUUGGAAGUCGUACUCAGAUUUAGAAGCUGGUACAUGAAAUAAACAAAGUCAGAACACACACACAGGUAGAUUAUCAGAGUUUAGUCCAUGAAUCCACCUGGAUAGUCUCUGCUCCAGAGACAUUUCAGGCUGUCUGUGGAGGUUUGACCGAUCUCUGAUUGGCUUGCGGAGAAUGACAUGGGGCUCCAUUUUUCCCAAAGUUGAAUCUGGCUCAACUUCUCUCCCGCACACCGGUGCGUUUUUUUUGCAGCAAUCCCUGCAUUGCGGACUGCCGGUGCGGAAAUGCACAACCCCCACUGAAAUGAAUGGAAAGACCUCAGUUUUUUGCCACGGUGCCUAAUUCUGUCUGAACCCCCGCUAAGGAUUUUAUUGCUUGUCAGUUCAUUUUUCUUGGAAAAGAAUAAACAAGUCUGUAACUUUCCAGAUUAAGGCCAUUGUAAUUUAAAACACUAAAUUUAAACAUCUGUUUUCACUGUGAUGAUAUUCUGUCACCUUUUCUAGAUAAAGUGAGACGACAGAUUUAUUACCAGAUAAUUCAGAAUCAAAUGAUUCACAUAUAGGCCUGAGUCCCAGCAGCUCUAAUAUUCACACACAGGAGAGUUGGGGCCCCCUGGUGGCCUCUCUGCUAAAUACAUAACACUGUCACAACAAAUAUAAUCAACCA